Messenger RNA from Calidris pugnax (ruff), 3419 nucleotides. It is a transcript of the gene PLEKHG5, whose product is annotated as pleckstrin homology and RhoGEF domain containing G5. Gene Ontology annotation, molecular function: guanyl-nucleotide exchange factor activity. The transcript is spliced from 23 exons. Bases 195 to 3419 code for a protein of 1074 amino acids. The record is from RefSeq and is a predicted model, not a curated record. Gene Ontology annotation, biological process: Rho protein signal transduction; endothelial cell migration. Lineage: Eukaryota; Metazoa; Chordata; Aves; Charadriiformes; Scolopacidae. Gene Ontology annotation, cellular component: axon; plasma membrane; endocytic vesicle.
GGGCAGCGGGCAGAAAAGGCGCCGGGAAAGCCGAGCCGUGCCCGCCGGAGGAGACGGUGCUGCGCUGCCAGAACCCCGACUGCAGCGGCGAGAGGAGGGCGGCCAAGGUAUGUCACCACGCCGAGUGCCAGCAGCUGAACCGCAGCGGCCCGCUCAGCCUGUGUGAGCUCUGCGACAGCCACCUCCAUGGCGCCAUGCACUUCGACGGCCACAUCCGCUUCGACCUGCCCCCCCAAGGCUCCAUCCUGGCCCGCCACAUGUCGACACGCUCAUGCCCCCCACGCACCAGCCCGGCCUCCGACAUGGAGGAGGAGGAGGAGGGACCUGUGGACAGCAGAGGGGAGCGGAGGAGCUCAGCGCUGAAGCUGCCCAAGAAGAAGGCUCGGCGCAGGCACACGGACGACCCCAGCACGGAGUGCUUCACCCUGAAGUUCGACCUCAGCGUGGACAUCGAGGCAGAGAUUGUUCCAGCUGUGAAGAAGAAGUCCCUGGGGGAGGUGCUGCUGCCGGUCUUCGAGAGGAAGGCGAUCGAGCUGGGCAAGGUGGACAUCUACCUGGACCAGUCCCACACACCACUCUCCCUCCAGUUCGAGGCGUACCGCUUCGGGGGGCACUACCUGCGGGUCAAAGCCAAGCCCGGGGACGAGCUGAAGGUGGAGCAGGCAGCGCGGGACGCCAGGUCGGCCAGCCUGCCCAUCCUGCACCCCGCCAGCACCACCCCGCUCCUCGGGCCAGCCCCGGAGCUGGUGCUGGGGCGCCGGGAGGGCACCGAUAGCCUGGCUCCGGGCCGGCGGAGGAAGAACAUGACGGAGUUCCUGGGGGAUGCCAACAUCCCCAGCCCCGAGCCAGCCCUGCCCGGCGGGGUCUCCGUGCCCACCAACGGCACCGACACCUGGAAGAACCGCGCUGCCAGUCGCUUCAGCGGCUUCUUCGGCUCCGGCACCAGCACCGGCUCCUUCGGGCGGGAGACGGAGAAGCUGGAGCAGCUGGCGAGCAGGCUGCACGCCUACGGCACCUUUGGGCUGCCCAAGCUGCCCCCCCAGCUCCGCUUCGACCGUGACUCCUGGGAGGAGGACGGGGACGAGGCCGGGCUGGCACUGGAGGACAGCUGGCAACAGAUCAUCCGGGGCGCGGAGGCCCUGUCGCGCCGGCAGUGCCACCAGCAGGAAGCCAUCUGGGAGCUGCUGCACACCGAGGCCACCUACAUCCGCAAGCUCAAAGUCAUCACCGACCUCUUCCUCUGCUGCCUGCUGAACCUGCAGGAGUCGGGGCUGCUCUGCGAGGUGGACGCCGAGCGGCUCUUCGGCAACAUCGGGGAGAUCAUCCGGCUGCACCGCGAGCUGUGGCGCAGUGUCAUGGCCCCGGUGCUGGCCAAAGCGCGCCGGACCGGGGCACUGCUCGACCCCAUCGACUUCCUCGACGGCUUCAAGAUGUUCGGCUCCCGCUUCAAGCCCUACGUGCGAUACUGCAUGGAGGAGGAGGGCUGCAUGGAGUACAUGCGGGCACUGCUGCGGGACAGCGAGCUCUUCCGCGCCUACGUGACGUGGGCCGAGAAACACGAGCAGUGCAGCCGCCUGAAGCUGAGUGACAUGCUGGUGAAGCCCCACCAGCGCCUCACCAAGUACCCACUGCUCCUCAAGUCCGUGCUGAAGAAGACGGACGACCCACGUGCCCGCGAUGCCAUCACGACCAUGAUCAGCUCCGUGGAGCACUUCAUCAACCACGUCAACUCGCGGAUGCGGCAGCGGCAGGAGCGGCAGCGCCUGGCAGCCAUCCUCGACCGCAUCGACGCCUACGAGGUGGUGGAGGGCAGCACGGACGAGGUGGACAAGCUGCUGAAGGAGUUCCUGCGGCUGGACCUGACGGCCCCCAUCCCUGGCACCUCCCCGGAGGACACGAGGCAGCUCCUCCUCGAGGGCAGCCUGCGGAUGCGGGAAGGUAAAGACAGCAAGAUGGACGUCUACUGCUUCCUCUUCACCGACCUCUUCCUCAUCACCAAGCCCCUCAAGAAGGCUGAGCGCACCAAGGUGAUCCGGCAGCCCUUGCUGGUGGACAAGGUCGUCUGCCGGGAGCUCAGGGACGCGGGAUCCUUCCUCCUCAUCUACCUGAACGAGCUGGGGAGCGCCGUGGCCGCCUACACCUUCCAGGCCAGCGGGCAGUCGCUGUGCCGCAGCUGGGUCGAGGCGGUGCGCAAUGCCCAGAACCUGCUGCAGCAGCUGCGGCAGCGCCGGCGCCUGGAGGAGGAGGAGGAGGAGGAUGAAGGCGAGAGCGGGACCUCGGCUGCCAGCUCGCCCACCGUCCAGCGCCACGGCAGCGUCAGCCCUGACUCCCAGCGGUGCCCCUCCGACGGCUCUACCGAGACCCUCGCCGUGGUGGCGGUGGACGGCGGUGACGAGCUCUCCUCCCCGGACUGGGACGCGGGGCCUUUCGGCUCGACCUCGGACGGCUCCUCCGUCGGCACCGGCACCUCCAUCAGCACCGGCACCUCCGCCGACACCCCCACCUCCACCGAGACCCCCGCAGGCGCCCUGCCCGUACCCCUGCCCCACACCACGGCCCCCCCGGCCAACGGCUGCCGCUCGGCCUCCAUUGACAGCGCCUACGGCACCCUCUCGCCCACCUCCCUGCGGGACUUCGGCCAGCAGCCCGAGGGGGCAGCCGAGGAGGGGAGGGAGCCCCCCAUGGCACUCCCGACCCCCCGGCCCACCUCACCCCGGCUGCGCCGCCGGACGCCCGUGCAGCUCCUGCCCUGCCCGGCCAGAGUGCUCAAAUCCAAAUCGGAGGCCAACCUGCCCCAACUUCUGCCCCCCGGCCCCCCAGCCCCCCUCAGCCAGAGCCGCAGCCUCUCCGACCUCUCCGCUGAUGAAGCGCUGCUGCCCGGGGGCGGCUUGGCGCCCCCGGGGUGCCACGGCCGUGGGGACGGGCACGGGACGGCGGGCACGGCCGUGGGAGCAGCGGGCACGACGGCGUGGACUUUCGUGGGGACGGGCACGGCCACGAAGCCCGUGGGCACAGCCGCGGUGCAGCGGCGGCGAACUGUGGGUCAGCCACGGGGCUACGGGCAGGACACCGCCACCGGGAGAUCGGUGGUGGCGGCCCCCGGGGGCCAUCCCGGUGCUGGGCGCGGGUUGUCCCGGUUAGACGGGCUCACCGGGACCGCGUUCCGGGCAGGAAGCGGUCCGUGGCUCUGCCCGCCGCCCGGCCCGGCGGUGGGACGCUCCCGGUACCGACGGGGCACCCUCUCCCCGGGGGAAGGUCGGGGGCAGCCGCCCGCUGUCGGGGCUAGGGCCCCACCGUGGAAAGGCCGUGUCUCGGCGGUGACUCAGAGGUACCGCUGGUUGUCGGGGCCCCCAUCUACCGGCAGCUCUCCGCCAGCGGGGCGGCCCGUACGCAGUUUCCAGUCUCGGCGGCGGGUUUAG